This is a messenger RNA of Cyprinodon variegatus (sheepshead minnow), 2133 nucleotides long. It is a transcript of the gene psen1, whose product is annotated as presenilin-1-like. The record is from RefSeq and is a predicted model, not a curated record. Gene Ontology annotation, molecular function: cadherin binding; aspartic endopeptidase activity, intramembrane cleaving; beta-catenin binding. Gene Ontology annotation, cellular component: ciliary rootlet; apical plasma membrane; lysosomal membrane. Bases 206 to 1645 code for a protein of 479 amino acids. NCBI's taxonomy places the organism in Eukaryota, Metazoa, Chordata, Actinopteri, Cyprinodontiformes, Cyprinodontidae. Gene Ontology annotation, biological process: amyloid precursor protein catabolic process; membrane protein ectodomain proteolysis; Notch receptor processing. The transcript is spliced from 11 exons.
GACAGGACUAGACAGGAGCUGAAUCGACUUGAACAGGAAGCCGUCGGAGAUUCUGUGAGGAAACGCAGGAACAACAAAGAGGAGGAGGAGUGGGUGCCCGGUUUUUAAACCUGCUUUAAUAGAAUUUUGGGGGAAAGUACACUGCCUUUGUUGUCGGUGAAAGAGGUUUGUUUGCAUGUGAGGGGGAAGUGAUUGCUGAGCCGACAUGGCGAACACCACAGAGGAUGUUGAAAACAAUACGGACCAACAACAGACAAAUACCAGCCCAGAACCCAACCCUCAACCCAAUGAGGCACCAGAGACGAGAGCACGGUCCAGGGGAGGCUCUGGGGCCGGAGCAGGGGAUGGAGGAGGAGGAAACCGUACUAACCCCGAGCAGAACGGGCAGCCACCCGCCGCUCGUCCCGCUCGAGUCGUGGAGACCGAAGAGGAAGAGGAUGAGGAGAUGACCUUGAAAUACGGGGCCAAGCACGUCAUCAUGCUCUUUGUGCCUGUGACCCUGUGCAUGGUGGUGGUCGUGGCAACCAUAAAAUCUGUCAGCUUCUACACCAGGAACGAUGGACAGCGACUGAUCUACACACCUUUCCCCGAGGAAACGGACACUGUCGCACAGCGAGCCGUCAACUCCAUCCUUAACGCCACGAUCAUGAUCACUGUGAUCAUCGUCAUGACACUGGUGCUGGUGCUGUUAUACAAGUAUCGCUGCUACAAGGUGAUCCAAGGAUGGCUGUUUCUCUCCUCCCUCCUCUUGCUCUUCUUCUUUUCCUUCAUCUACCUCCAAGAGGUUUUCAAGACCUACAAUGUGGCCAUGGACUACUUCACCCUGGCAAUAGUAGUGUGGAACUUCGGUGUGGUUGGGAUGAUGUGUAUUCACUGGAAGGGACCUCUGCGGCUCCAGCAGGCCUACCUCAUCAUGAUAAGCGCCCUGAUGGCCCUGGUUUUCAUCAAAUACCUGCCGGAGUGGACCGCCUGGCUCAUAUUGGCCGUCAUAUCGGUUUAUGACUUGCUGGCUGUGCUCUGUCCUAAUGGACCACUGAGGAUUCUUGUAGAGACGGCUCAGGAGAGAAAUGAACCUAUAUUUCCAGCUCUCAUCUACUCCUCUACAAUGGUAUGGCUCGUCAAUAUGGCGGACACUGACAGGCCCAACAGGAACUCAACAGAAGCAGGUUUACCACAACAGCAGACUCAAGAAUCAGCGGUAGAGUCUCCGCCCCCCUCAAGUCCCUCGCAGGACGACGGGGGCUUUACGCCCAACUGGGUCAAUCAGCAGCAGCACCAGCUGGGGCCCCUUCAGACAUCUGAGGAGACCAGACGGGAGAUUCAGCAGAUGCCAUCUGCUCGUCCACCUGUGGAAGACGACGAUGAAGAGAGAGGCGUCAAGCUGGGGCUGGGAGACUUCAUCUUCUACAGCAUGCUGGUGGGGAAGGCCUCAGCCACAGCCAGUGGCGACUGGAACACCACGCUCGCCUGCUUUGUAGCCAUCCUCAUUGGCCUGUGUCUGACUCUGCUCCUGCUCGCCAUCUUCAGGAAAGCUCUCCCCGCUCUACCCAUCUCCAUCUUUUUUGGCCUCGUCUUCUACUUUGCAACAGAUAACUUGGUGCGGCCCUUCAUGGACAAGCUCGCUCUUCACCAGUUCUACAUUUAGCAGGACGCCUGGGUCCCCCCCCCCUCAACCCCCCCGCCUUCUGGCCAGCAGCAUGACAGCACUCCCUUUAUGGCCAGGAGAAUAAAGGACGAUGCAGCGGCCCCUCUGCCCCCUUAAAAACACCUCUAGAAACUCAUGAUGCUGGAAACACCAGCUGAUUUCACUCUGCCUUCAUUUCUGGCACCGAAAUAUUUUCCACAAUGGCUGUUCUUAAAUUUUAUUUUUUCCUUUUAAACUUAAAAAGACAUUUCCCACCAAGUGGAGACCGAAUCUUCAGUUUGUCCAACAACUACAGCUCUGAGACACUGACUAAUUGGGGGAUAUUAGAUCCCGAUUUAGAUCUGGAGGCUCUUCUCUUUCCAUAUACGCACAGCCCCACCUAAUAGGGGUUUUACAGCAGGUGCCUUCCUCAGGUACACCUACAUGGUAGCUGUUCUCAACGAGGGAGUUUUCUCUUUUAGCUCCCUUAAAGAUUAUAGCAAAAAAAA